Astrephomene gubernaculifera is the source of this 439-nucleotide messenger RNA. Lineage: Eukaryota; Viridiplantae; Chlorophyta; Chlorophyceae; Chlamydomonadales; Astrephomenaceae. The record is from the annotation of a GenBank genome assembly.
AUCUCUGGCUGGGACGAAGGCAGCAUGGCUUCCACCCCAAACGAUUUCGAUGAGGGCCAGGCCCUUCAUGAGGUGCUCCGAUGGCCCAACGUGCGGCGCAUGCUGCGGACCGUGUGCGACCUCGGUGAUGCCUGCCCACCCGCGUCCGGGCUCGCGACCCACGGGUCACCAGCCGACGCAGCCGCCACGGCUGCUGCUUUCAAAAUGCACUCCGCGCUUCUCGCCAACGCUCCGCCAGAAGGUAUAAGGAGCAGACACACGUGCCAUUCGCUCCUGACACCUCCUACCGGUACAUGCGUACUCCCAACAUGCAUGGACGGCGGCGCUGCUUUCAGUCGCCUCCUCCUCCUCCUGCCCCUUACCUACCCCUCCUCUUUCCCUCCUCGAGCUACCGGUACUACCGGGGUUGGUACUUCCCGCUGCCCCCCCUCCUCCAUCC